UCCGCACCGCCUCCACCGUCGCCUGCGUCAUCAUCAUGAGCAUCGGCGUGGCGGGCAACGCCAUGGUGCCGGCCGUGAUCCUGCGCAGCCGCGACAUGCGCAACUCCACCAACAUCUUCCUGGUCAACCUCAGCGUCGCCGACCUGCUCGUGCUCCUCGUCUGCACGCCCACCGUCCUCGUCGAGGUCCACUCGCGCCCGGAAGUCUGGCUGCUCGGAGAGACCAUGUGCAAGGCGGUGCCGUUCGUGGAGCUGACGGUGGCGCACGCGUCGGUGCUGACCAUCCUGGCCAUCAGCUUCGAGCGCUACUACGCCAUCUGCGAGCCGCUGCGGGCCGGCUACGUGUGCACCAAGGCGCGCGCGCUGCUCAUCUGCCUGCUCGCCUGGGCCCUCGCCGCCCUCCUCACCAGCCCGAUGCUGGUGAUCGCGAAGGUCGAAUACCACGAGUACGCGGACGGGUCAGAGUUCGCGGCGUGCCUGAGCGAGGCGGCGACGGCGUGGCCGCGGCUCUUCUUCGCGGCGAGCGCGGCGCUCUUCUUCGCGCUGCCGCUGCUGCUGCUGCUGGUGCUGUACGGCCGCAUCGCGCGCCACCUCGUGGCCGCCACCGCCCCCGCCGGCAGCGCCGCCCCCGCCGAGCCGGGCCCGGCGCGCGCGCGCCGUCAGGUGGCGCUCAUGCUGGCCACCGUCGUGCUCUCCUUCUUCCUCUGCCUGCUGCCCUUCCGCGCCUUCGCCCUCUGGGUCAUCUUCGCGAGCGACGAGGCCGUCGCCGGGCUCGGCCCCGAAGCUUACUUCAACCUGCUCUACUUCUGCCGCACCAUGCAUUACGUCAACUCGGCGAUGAACCCCAUCUUGUACAACCUGAUGUCGUCCAAGUUCCGCGCGGGGUUCGCCCGGCUGUGCGGCCUGGGGCGACGGCGGCGGCUGGCGCUGCUGAGGGGCGGGUCGGGAGGCGCGCGCAACGGCACGCUGCGCACCACCACCUCUAGCUGCACGUCGCGCUCCAGCGGCCGGCGGCCUCUGCGCUCCUCGCCGGACCUGCUCGGCUGGCGCUCCUCUUCCUCUUCGCGGACCUCACUGCCGUCGUCGCUGUCCCGCGCCCUCGCGCCCAGGGGCAGCGACGCCAGCGAAUCCUCCGCCGUGACGUCACUCUGCGAGUCGAGCCCUCCGCGCCGCCAGCGGCCGGCCAACGGCAGCAGUCCGCCGCGCAAGUCCAGCGCCGCCGAGUCGCGGGCAGACGCCUUCAGGAGGAACGCCAUGAUGAGGUCUACGCUGCUCACCCUCGAUGUGGCCGACAUAGACGCUAUCGACGAGGCGCCCGAGAGUUGCAGGGGUCUACAUGUACCGAUAAAAGUACAGUUUUGUUAUCAGCUGCGCAGCUACCAGCGCCGUCGUUUCUCGCCUCCGUUCUUAUGGGAAUCUAACGCUGAUUCCAUCAUAGCAGGAGUGGUACGGGCCACUCAUUCCAGUCCCGUUAUCCUGGUGGCGGAGUACGGUACGGAGGAGUACUUCGACGGCUCUAUGGUGCCCGUGUGUUUCUCCAUGGUGGACUCGUUCUGGCCGGCGUUCUUCUUCCUGGCGACCAUCGCCGUCUUCUUCCUGGUUCCGCUCAUCAUCCUGGUGGUACUGUACGGCGUCAUCGCGCGGCACCUCAUGGCCAACCCGCGCAUCAUGUCCGUGCAUCAGCAGCUGCACUACAGGUACCGCAAGCAGGUGGUGCUGAUGCUGGGCACCGUGGUGGCGGCGUUCUUCGUGUGCCUGCUGCCGUUCCGCGCCUUCACCGUCUGGAUCAUCGCCGCUCCGCCGGAGACGGUGGUCUCUAUCGGCUACGAGAACCACUACGGGCUGCUGUGCCUGUGCCGCGUGAUGCACUACCUCAACUCGGCGGUGAACCCCAUCCUGUACAACCUGAUGUCGUCCAAGUUCCGCGACGGCUUCUCGCGGCUGUGCUGCCGCUGCGGCUGUGCCGGUGGUCCGUUGGGCCGGCGAGGCACCGGCCUGUCCUCCAGCGCGACCGCCACCACUGUACGCUCCUCGGCGGGUGACUCGCUCUGGAGGCGGCCGGGCCGCGCCUCCUCCAGCUCCAGCCGCAGCCGCAGGGCCGAGCGCCGCCUGUUGCACCACAUCGCCAGGGAGUGCUCCGUCUCCGUCCACAACGGCGUCUGCGCCGUCAAGGCCGGCCGCGCCAAGGACGUCUCUUACCUGUGA
This is a messenger RNA of Schistocerca serialis cubense, 2204 nucleotides long. RefSeq lists its product as uncharacterized. The coding region runs from base 36 to 2204 and encodes 722 amino acids. Lineage: Eukaryota; Metazoa; Arthropoda; Insecta; Orthoptera; Acrididae. The transcript is spliced from 6 exons. Gene Ontology annotation, cellular component: plasma membrane. The record is from RefSeq and is a predicted model, not a curated record. Gene Ontology annotation, molecular function: G protein-coupled receptor activity. Gene Ontology annotation, biological process: G protein-coupled receptor signaling pathway.